CUUUAGCGGGUGACGCCGCCGCGGGCCCGGGCAACCAGCACUUACACGCACUCCCGCGCGCGCCACCUUGCUACCCACUCCUGCACCCGGGUCCGAAGAUGGCGGCUCUUAAACUCUUGUCCUCCGGGCUUCGGCUCUGCGCCUCCGCCCGCAACUCGCGGGGCGCCCUGCACAAGGGGUGUGCCUGCUACUUUUCCGUCAGUACUCGUCACCACACCAAAUUUUACACAGAUCCCGUGGAAGCUGUAAAAGAUAUUCCUAAUGGUGCAACCUUGCUGGUUGGUGGUUUCGGGUUGUGUGGUAUUCCAGAGAAUCUCAUAGGAGCUUUGCUGAAGACCGGAGUGAAGGAUCUAACUGCAGUCAGCAACAAUGCAGGGGUUGACAACUUCGGCCUGGGCCUUUUACUUCGAUCUAAGCAGAUAAAACGCAUGAUCUCCUCAUAUGUGGGAGAAAACGCAGAGUUUGAGCGACAGUUCUUAUCGGGUGAACUAGAAGUAGAGCUGACACCUCAGGGCACUCUUGCAGAGAGGAUCCGUGCAGGUGGGGCUGGCGUCCCUGCCUUCUACACCAGCACAGGGUAUGGGACCCUGGUGCAAGAGGGAGGAUCACCCAUCAAAUAUAACAAAGAUGGCAGUGUUGCCAUUGCCAGCAAGCCACGAGAGGUGAGGGAGUUCCGCGGUCAGCACUUUAUUUUGGAGGAAGCCAUCACGGGAGACUUUGCUUUGGUGAAGGCCUGGAAAGCAGACCGGGCAGGAAAUGUGAUUUUCAGGAAAAGUGCAAGAAACUUCAAUUUGCCAAUGUGCAAAGCUGCAGGAACCACAGUGGUGGAGGUUGAAGAAAUUGUAGACAUUGGCUCGUUUGCUCCAGAAGAUAUCCACAUUCCCAAGAUUUAUGUGCACCGCCUUAUAAAGGGAGAGAAAUAUGAGAAGAGAAUCGAGCGUUUAUCACUGCGAAAGGAAGGUGAAGGAAAAGCCAAGUCUGGUAAGCCCGGAGAAGACGUCAGGGAGCGGAUCAUCAAGAGAGCCGCUCUUGAGUUUGAGGAUGGCAUGUAUGCUAACCUGGGUAUAGGGAUACCUCUUCUGGCCAGCAACUUUAUCAGCCCAAACAUGACUGUUCAUCUCCAAAGUGAAAAUGGAGUCUUGGGCUUGGGCCCAUACCCACUAAAAGACGAAGCUGAUGCUGACCUCAUCAAUGCAGGAAAGGAAACGGUUACUGUUCUCCCAGGAGCCUCUUUCUUCUCCAGCGAUGAAUCAUUCGCCAUGAUUAGAGGGGGACACGUCAAUCUAACGAUGUUAGGAGCCAUGCAGGUUUCUAAAUAUGGUGACUUGGCCAACUGGAUGAUACCUGGGAAAAUGGUGAAAGGAAUGGGAGGAGCUAUGGAUUUAGUGUCCAGUUCCAAAACCAAAGUGGUGGUCACCAUGGAACACUCCGCAAAGGGGAAUGCGCAUAAAAUCAUGGAGAAGUGUACACUACCACUGACAGGAAAGCAGUGCGUCAACCGCAUCAUUACAGAAAAGGGUGUGUUUGACGUGGACAAGAAAAACGGGUUGACAUUGAUCGAGCUUUGGGAAGGCCUGACUGUUGAUGACAUCAGGAAGAGCACAGGCUGUGACUUUGCAGUUUCACCAAACCUCAUGCCAAUGCAGCAGAUCUCAACUUGAAGUGUCAAUUGGACAUUUGCCCCAGGCUGCUAAGAUUUCAUUUUCAACAAAUAGGAUUUAAUUGAAAGGAUGUCAGUAAUCAACAGUUACACAUUUAACAAGACGUUUCGACUAGUUUUCUUCUAGUAUUUCUGGAUUUGUGCAGCCAUAGACUUUGCUCUCUCCAGUGUGAUGUAUCAGUUCCAUGAAAAACAAAAGGAAAACGUUUCAUUGUGGUCUUGCUUCAUGAGUGCUAAGAAGGUUGUCUUUGUCAUUGGUGCUCACAGUGGAUAAAUGUUCAUCUUUUUUGCUGUAUAUAUUAAACAUGACUUAGCAGCCGUGAAGGAAAAUUUUCAUGUGCAUUUGUGAUUAGGUAGAAUACUUUUUUUGAUGACUAUGUAUUUUUAUCUUCCUCUGUUUUUGAGAAAUGCUGGUUAUGCUUGCCUCCUUAGAACAUUCACCUUCCCCACACACUUCUUAUAGAUACCUGAGACGGCAAACAGGAGCAUCCCUGAGAAAAGUAAUCAGAAGAAAGAACAGGGCAUAGGCUCUACCAGUGCUGGCAUCCCACCAAAUAUUGCCUUUAAAGACAACCAACCAUCUACCUAUGUGUGAAAACAGCUGAAGCUAAGGAUGGGAAGAGGAUGGGAAACCUACUGACAUACUUACCUAGUUCUCCUAUUAUAAAAGGGUGUGCUAUAUCUUUGUAUUCUGAAGACUCUGUUUCUGCAUUGAGCUCCAGUGUUUACUUAAUACAACAUCUCUUGAGCAAAAAAGAACCAUGGGCAAUUCAUCAUGGGUCUUCAAUCUUGAAUGACAGUAGUACUUAAAAAGAUGAUAUUCCAAGAGAUCCCCCUUUUAGGAUCUCCAUUCUGCUCAGCAAAGAUUGUAAACACUUUUUCUACACUACAAUGGGUAUUCUGCAUAGGCUAGUUCUCUUAACAAAGUGCUAUUACUUUAGCCUUAUCUGUGCUGGGAAUGAUGGGAAAGGCUCAGAUCGGAGUAGUCAGUUAGCAGGCUUUGUGUGACAGAGUAAACACAGUAGCUUGUGUUUAUCAGCGAUGCUUCCUCAGAAGUGGCCACAAUAUAGACAGUUGCCAGGGGCCAUCACUCCAGAAGCACCCUUUGUAUCAGAUGUCUGAAAGCCUAGGUGUCCUGAAGCUAGACUGGACAGCUGGUGUCUAUACAGUGAAACAUAUUGUCCUUCUGGCACUAAUUAUAGGAAUUUAUGCACGUCUUAGGUGAUGGUUGUCACUGGAACUCACUCUUCAAGUAUAGCCACAGUUGACCUAUACAUGAUGUGAAAGGAAGAUAAGCUCUUCCUCCAUAGUACACUCUAUGUAGGACUGCUUUUUCUGGAUGGCCACAGGGUUGAAAGCAUCCUCUGCCAGUGUUGGUAAGAAGAACCCAUCUUAGAAGGUCCAAGGCCCAUGAGAGUACAUAUGUCUAUGUUAGAGUGCACAGUUGAAAAACGUUCCUAUUGUUGGUAUGGAUAUGUCUUCACAUGCACUUGCUUAUCAUUCCAGUCUGUUACUUUAAGACAAGGAGGUUCUUAGAACAUUUUAAACCUCAAAACCUGAAUAGACAACUUAAGAUUCAAAGAGUGUCAUGACAUUUUAAAAAAAAAUGUGUUAAGUGAUACAAUAAAAAUUGCAGAUUGAUAGAGA
Molecule: messenger RNA, 3307 nt
Organism: Rattus norvegicus (Norway rat)
Lineage: Eukaryota; Metazoa; Chordata; Mammalia; Rodentia; Muridae
Gene: Oxct1
Product: 3-oxoacid CoA transferase 1
Exons: 17
Coding region: 99-1661 (520 amino acids)
Biological process (GO): ketone body catabolic process
Cellular component (GO): mitochondrion
Molecular function (GO): CoA-transferase activity; succinyl-CoA:3-oxo-acid CoA-transferase activity
Source: RefSeq, marked provisional